ACACACACACACACACAUUCUGACACCCGACCUUCGACCUCCGACCCCUGCGGCCCCUCCGACCCCCGACAUGGUGUCCCCGGUCACCGUGGUGAAGAGCGAGGGGCCCAAGCUGGUCCCCUUCUUCAAGGCCACGUGCGUCUACUUUGUGCUGUGGCUGCCGUCGGCCAGCCCGUCCUGGUUCAGCGCCCUCAUCAAGUGCCUCCCCAUCUUCAGCCUGUGGCUCUUCCUGCUGGCCCACGGCUUGGGCUUCCUGCUGGCCCACCCCAGCGCCAGCCGCAUCUUCGCCGGCCUCGUCUUCUCCGCCGUGGGCGACGCCUUCCUCAUCUGGCAGGACCAGGGCUACUUUGUGCACGGCCUGCUGAUGUUUGUGGUGACCCACGUCCUUUACACCUGGGCCUUCGGCAUGCGUCCCCUGGCCCUGCGGCUGGGGCUGGGGAUGGCCGCCCUCUCCUGCCUGUGCUACGCGAUCCUCUACCCGUACCUGAGCGGCCCCUUCACCUACCUGGUUGGGGGGUACGUGGCGCUGAUCGCCUUCAUGGGCUGGCGGGCCUUGGCGGGCGUGCGGCCGGGCGGGACCCCGUGGCGCUGGACGGAGCUAGCCGCCGGCGCCGGGGCCAUGCUCUUCAUCGUCUCAGACAUGACCCUCGCCCUCAACAAGUUCUGCUUCCCCGUGCCCUACUCCCGGGUGGUCAUCAUGGCCACCUACUACGCCGCCCAGAUGCUCAUCGCCCUGUCUGCGGUGGAGAGCCGGGACCAGGACGGCGGCAAGAGAGACUGAGGCGGGGGGACCCGGCGGGGCCGUUCCCCCGCGCCCCGAGGACCUAGCGGGGACUGGGCUCGGGGAGCUCCGGACGGGUGGAGCGGUCUGGGACCCCCCGGCCCCCGUCCGGGACCGCCGGAAGCCGCUUCCCCGGGAUGCCCCUCUCUCCUCCAGUUGAACCCUGGCCCCGAUGGCCGGUCCGGGAUCCGGAGCGGGAGCAGGCCUCUCCUACUGUCCCCACUCCCGGGACUUGGAAGGGUCUCGAUUUAGAAGGGAAGGGCCCUGAAGGGGAUCAUCCCGGGAGGCCCUGAAGUUGGGGGGAAGGCGCUCAUCCUGUCCCUCCCUCUGCCUCCGGACCAGAUCCCCCUGCCCCUAGGCCAGGGGAGGGAGAUCUGCGGGGGACGUGUGCCCAGAGAUUCCCCGAUCGCUCCUGGGGAAGAAGGACGAGGCUGGCUGGGCCGGCCCGCGUGUGGACCGGACGCCUGGGGUCCCUGCCCCCUCCGGCCUCCCCCCCUCAUCCGUGUUACUUGAACAGAGCUUGGAGCGGGGAGGGGCUCCCCCUGACCAAGGAAUGCCGACGCCGGCAGCGAUCAAGCUGGUAGCCCCUCGCCAGUCCAUCCUGCUCUCCCAGAGGCUUCCCAGCCGUCUCCGUCCCCAUCUCCUGAACCUGGGAAGAACCGGGUUCCCAUUCCCGGGAGUGGAGAAUUCAGGGGGUCUGUCCGCCGUAGCCCCGUCUCCGAGGGGGACGAGGGAAGGCCCGGCCUCCGGACCGUCAAACCGAGGAAUCGCCCCUGCUGGGACCUGAGCCUUCCAAGUGGGGGCUUGGAGGCCCACUGAGGGGAGGAGGGAGGGAAGAACCUAGCCUUCCGGAGCCACCCCACCCUGCUCCCAUCCCUGCUUUCCUUCCUGCCCCCCCUCAGUGGGUCCACGGCGCCCAGAGCCGGGGGCGGAGGACGCCAAGGCACAUACAAUGCAAACGGACGGCGGCAGGAAACCCUGCCGCGCUCAUGUAUGAACAAUAAAUAAUAAACCAGGGCCCGCGGCCCCCCCGCCUCUUGUCCCGUGGCUGGGCUGGGGUGGGGGCCGGCGGGGCCCGCCUUGGAGACGGAUUUCCGGGGAAAGGUUGGGGCCUUCGCUGAACCAGGCCCGUAGCCACUGCGAGCGAAAGACUGUGUUGGGUAGGGACUGUCUCUAUAUGUUGCCAAUUUGU
Molecule: messenger RNA, 1973 nt
Organism: Tachyglossus aculeatus (Australian echidna)
Lineage: Eukaryota; Metazoa; Chordata; Mammalia; Monotremata; Tachyglossidae
Gene: TMEM86A
Product: transmembrane protein 86A
Exons: 3
Coding region: 71-781 (236 amino acids)
Cellular component (GO): membrane
Source: RefSeq, a predicted model, not a curated record